This is a messenger RNA of Anopheles stephensi (Asian malaria mosquito), 1536 nucleotides long. Its product is annotated as aquaporin-like. Gene Ontology annotation, biological process: transmembrane transport. The record is from RefSeq and is a predicted model, not a curated record. Lineage: Eukaryota; Metazoa; Arthropoda; Insecta; Diptera; Culicidae. Bases 164 to 1231 code for a protein of 355 amino acids. The transcript has 4 exons. Gene Ontology annotation, molecular function: water channel activity. Gene Ontology annotation, cellular component: plasma membrane.
UAGCCUUGCAUCCGCGGCACCGUUACACACUCCUUUUCGACGCUAGCAAAAGGAGCACCGCGGAGAAGCAAACGGUUCGGCAACCAAACCAAUACGUGCGCGGUACUAGUGGUAGUAGCGAGUACUUACGGCCCUCCACAAAACCGCGACAGAUUAAGAAGGCAUGGCGUUAACGCAACCGUCGACGGCAACCAAAGGUGUCAACGGCGGCAAUGGCGGUACUUAUCAGCAACGGUCCCCUCGGCGAAGCGGUUUUACAGUGGCAUCGUGCGACGACGGCUAUCAGUUUGCUCGUAGCAUCGAACUCGCCAACACUCCCGGCCGCAAGUCGUCGUCGGCGCAUCGACGAAUCCUCGUUGCAUCACAGCUCAUUUCCGAACUGCACCAGCAGCAGCAGCAGCUUCUUCGCGAUCGGUGCCUCCUGCCUCUGCCACGAGUGCCGUUUCCUUUUACUCCUUUUACGGCCAGUACAAUGAAGAAAUCUACGCUCGAUAAUAUUUCGGUCUUUCUGGCCGAACUGAUCGGUACCGGGUUGCUGGUGAUGCUAGGCUGCAUGGGAUGUGUGUCCGGUUUGGGCCAUACCCCUUCGCACUUUGAGCUGUGCAUCAACUUUGGUCUGAUAGUGAUGAUCAUCGUGCAGGUGUUCGGAUGCGUUUCCGGCUCCCAUCUCAACCCGGCCGUCACUGCUGCUGCCUGGGUGUACGAAUUAGUUUCCACCAAGAUGGCCCUAGCAUACGUUGCCGCCCAGUGCAUAGGUGCGUUUAUGGGGUACGGCAUCCUGAAGCUGCUGACGCCGGUAGCUGUGUUCACCGAUGCCCUCGAAAAGGGGGCCGGAUUCUGCGUGACCCAGCCGAACAGUGCUAUCACGAGCAUGCAGGCCGUCGGCAUUGAGUUCGUUGCAACGAUGGUGCUGGUGCUGGUGUGCUGCGGUGUUUGGGAUCCGCGCAACGCCAAACAUCACGACUCGGUCGCCCUCAAGUUUGGUUUUACUGUCGGAGCGCUGGCCGUUGCGGCGGGCCCUUACACCGGAGCGAGCAUGAACCCAGCACGGUCGCUUGGUCCAGUCCUGUGGAACGGCGUGUACAACGCCCACUGGAUAUACUGGGUUGGCCCACUGGGAGCUGCGUUUUUGACCGCCUUCGCCUACAAAGCGGUAUUCCGGCGGGAAGCUCCCGUCGAACAACUGAACCACGAGCUGGCCGCACUGAACACCGACAAGUCAAACGCUUAAAAAAUCACUCGUCUCAAUCUCUCGAUCUUCAAGCAAAAUCGUUACCAGUAAUCGUUUCUUGCAUACAACCGACCGGUUAACGGUACUAUUUUUGCACCGUACCGUCGUCGUGUGUUGUGUGACACCACUCAGCUAGCUAACACACACAGAGAGUCCUUUCGAGGAGCGGCUCGAAUCACGCCAUCGGAACGUAAUCGUGCGCAUCACCGAUCGUGCAACAAUGUCUUGACGGUUGCCCUGUAUAAUUGUAAGAUAUGUUGUUAAAAUAAAUAAUUAGCCAAACCAAGCCAUUUCGCAAACCGACA